Molecule: messenger RNA, 1179 nt
Organism: Acanthosepion pharaonis
Lineage: Eukaryota; Metazoa; Mollusca; Cephalopoda; Sepiida; Sepiidae
Source: the annotation of a GenBank genome assembly
AUGGUAAGGAAGAUGCCAGACAAACCAUUUUCACUUGUUCAACAGAAUCAUAUCCAUACAGUCCCUUUGUUCAUUCUACUACAUCUAUCUAUCUAUCUAUCUAUCUAUCUAUCUAUCUAUCUAUCUAUCUAUCUAUCUAUCUAUCUCACUCUCUUCAUUAUCUAUCUAUCUAUCUAUCUAUCUAUCUAUCUAUCUAUCUAUCUAUCUAUCUAUCUCACUCUCUUCAUUAUCUAUCUAUCUAUCUAUCUAUCUAUCUAUCUAUCUAUCUAUCUAUCUAUCUCACUCUCUUCAUUAUCCAUCUAUCUAUCUAUCUAUCUAUCUAUCUAUCUAUCUAUCUAUCUAUCUAUCUAUCUAUCUCAGUCUCUUCAUUAUCUAUCUAUCUAUCUUCAUAUCUUUAUCAGUCUAUCUACCAAAUUCAUUUCAUAUCUCAGUCUGUUCAUAUCUAUCUAUCUAUCUAUCUAUCUAUCUAUCUAUCUAUCUAUCUAUUACUUGAUGAUCACUGUUAUUGGCCUCAAAGUUCUUCUCUUUGUUGAAUUGGCUUCGUCACCGCUACGACACCCACAUAGGAAACACAUUUGCGUUCAUUUUAUUUACCUGCUUAUCUGUUCGUUUUUCUAUCUAUUCGUUUGUAUGCAUCGCUGUCUGUCUGUAUCUCAUACACCUUCAUAUAAAAUCUACCAUUUUUUCUUGUUUCUUUUUUUAAACCACAUUGGCUCAACCGAUGUACUUCUCUUCUUGAACAUAUCUUCUACACCUGUUUACUGGCGCCGCGUCUCCAAGAAGCAGUUAUAUUACGCAGGCGUCUCGCUAUCUCUUUCUCUCUCUCUCUUUCGACAUCACCUGCUACGCAUCCGUGCCUCUUGCCUUUCAUUCAGCUUUAAUUUUUAUUUUGUUCGCUUCCGAUUUUCUUUCCCUCUUUGUCUUUCCCACUCUAUCAACCUUUUCUUUCUUCCUUGUCUUCGUUUUCUCUACUUUAUCCCCACUUUUUCCUCCACCUCUUUGUUAUUCCUUUUUUUCUUUUGUGUCUUAUCCCUCGUUAUCACACGAUCUCCCGAUCUCCCCACUCCAUUCCAUCACAGCCUUUUCCCAUAUACAUCAGCAUCUAUCUAUCUAUCUAUCUAUCUAUCUAUCUAUCUAUCUAUCUAUCUAUCUAUCUCAGAAGUGUGGACACUGAUUUGA